This is a messenger RNA of Homalodisca vitripennis (glassy-winged sharpshooter), 1036 nucleotides long. RefSeq names its product apolipoprotein D-like. Lineage: Eukaryota; Metazoa; Arthropoda; Insecta; Hemiptera; Cicadellidae. The transcript is spliced from 5 exons. Bases 30 to 869 code for a protein of 279 amino acids. The record is from RefSeq and is a predicted model, not a curated record. Gene Ontology annotation, molecular function: pigment binding.
UUAUGAGUUGACUCCUGUGUUUGUUCAGGAUGACGAAUCUGAGGACACUGACCGUGCUGCUGGGAGCUGUGGCCGUGGUGAGGGCGCAGGUCCCGGCCUUCGGCUGGUGCCCGGACUACCUACCUAAGGCCGACUUUGACAUGGAUAAGUACCUGGGGACAUGGUACGAGGCAGAGAGGUACGUGUCCGUGCUGGAGGCGGGCAGCCGCUGUGUCCGCACCGAGUAUACGGCAGCGAAGGACGGCAGGAUCCUGGUCGCCAACGAGAUCCAGAAUAGACUAACUGGUAUCAAGCGAAUCCUGAACGGUGAGAUCCGUAGCAUCCCCAAGGGUGGCGCAGACUCCAAGCUGAGCGUCAAGUAUUCGACCCUGCCCUACCCUGUGGAGACCUCUUACACGGUUCUGGACACCGAUUACGACACCUACUCUGUGGUCUGGUCCUGCUCAGGCCUCGGUCUUUUCAACACCCAAAACGCCUGGGUGAUGACGAGGGAGAGGAAUCCUUCAGUGUCCACGCUGCAGAUGGCCUACGCUGUCCUGGACAAAUACAAGAUCGGCAGAACCUUCUUCGUGAAGACGGACCAGACUGACUGCCAGAUCGCCGAGCCUGCGGACAACGUUGUGGAUGAAGAGUCGGAGAAGUCGGCGGAGGGUGUCCCCGUCGUCGAGGAAGCUCAGCCCGAAGUAGAAGUGCCCGCCAAGCCUGUGGAGGCGGUGAAGCCCGUAGAACCCGUGAAAGUGGAGGAUGGAGUCAGGAAGGAGGGAGUGGUGCCCGAGGCGGAGAAGCCCGUGGAGGUAGCCCCAGCCCAGCCCGUGAACGAAGUAGACCCCGCAAAGCCCUUGAAGACUGUUCCUGCCAAGAGUCCGUGAUCGACCCUCUAUGACGGCAAAUAGUCUCUCUCCGGGCAUCCCCCCCUCUCACCCACCUGGCGGUCCUCAGGAGACAGUCGUAUUUGCAAUGGCAGGAUUUUAACUUAUUGUGCAUAUUAUUUAUUGUUAGUUGUUUUGUAAUGUAAAUUAGAUUUUAAGUUUUAAAA